Messenger RNA from Neurospora tetrasperma FGSC 2508, 678 nucleotides. RefSeq lists its product as uncharacterized. The record is from RefSeq and is a predicted model, not a curated record. The transcript is spliced from 3 exons. The coding region runs from base 1 to 678 and encodes 225 amino acids. Lineage: Eukaryota; Fungi; Ascomycota; Sordariomycetes; Sordariales; Sordariaceae.
AUGGGUCCAUCCAACCCAAGGCCUCUGAUUGGGCGAGCAGGAGCUUUCCCUUGUCUUCCCCAGGACUCCUCUCGCCCGGCAGGCAUUCUCAAUCCACCACUUUUGCCAACGACGAUGACGGCGACGACGACAGCAACACCGACACCACAUCAUCCCAACCACGACACACAAAAAGACGCGGCUCCGAAUACAAUUCUCGACAGCGGCUUCCAUCGGCGCGACGAGUCAGGUCCCAGAAAAUUUGCACCUUCCUCAUUUUGCAAUGUUGGUGUCGUGCACUAUCAGGCUUGGCAAUGCCUUGGCGGCGGCUGGGCGUUUUUGUCACCCCCUCGCCAAGAUGAUGCCGAGAGCUGGGCAUGGCUUGUUUCUCGUCCCUGCCUUAUCUUCAAGCCGAAGGUGAGCGAAGAACCGAGUUGGGUGCUCGGUCUGGGCAUCGAUCUCUAUCAGGGCCAGGGCUGUGCUGAUUCUAUGGCGAACAAAACCGAGAAGUUGUUUGUCCAGGUAACCGACUUGGUAAAACAUUAUCCUGCAUUGCAGUGUGCUGUCUUCGCCUUGCUCAGCCAUUGCCUUUUUCGACACCGAGCAAGUAUUCCCAAGCUGAAUGGUUUUGGUGUCGCUGAUGCCCCCAAAUGCCUGGACCCCCAUCUUUCGGCCAAUGGAGUCGUGCCCCUGGUGUAA